GGACUAGCAGCAGCAAUCACCUCGUCCCUCGUGUAGUGCAUCUUAUCAGUGCAGGUUGAAAGUGACUUGAACGCUUCGUUAGGCCAGUAACGCAUCCAAACGCAGCAGUCCCAGUGCAUGAUGUGUGAAGUCGUUAAGUGCGGUGCAGAAUAAUGUGCAGCUUGAUGUGCUCGAUGAAUGAUGAGUUUGGGUGAAUGUUGAUUGAAGUGCGUACAGCAUCAUGCACGCGUCACUGAGUUUAUUGGCCAAUGCUCUCAAUUACUAGGCGCGAAGGCGUGCGUAGCAAGUGAUUUCGCUUAGGUUUACGCUUAGCGUGCAUGCGUGGUCCAGCAGAGCGGAGAGACAAGUGCGUUAUUGUGCGAAACCGGUGGAAGGAAUGAUCGAUCGAUCGGUUAAUCGAUCGUAGCCGUUCGGAAUUGAUUGUUUGCAUGAGUGAAGACCUCUCUGACCAGACAGGUUAAGCAGCAGAGCAGGUUAAGAAUAUGGUGAAACCGGCGGCUAGGAUAGUGAUCAAGUUUUUAGAAUUACUAGGUUGUGUGGCGUGCGUUAUUACGAAGAUCAUCACCGAUCAUGAGUCACGGCGAGUGUUUGUGAGAAAUCAGAAGCUAUCGCGCGAAUGGAGCCUGAUACACAACAUAACCUGGAGCAGCGGGGGAAAUGCAUUUACGAACAUCGUUUACGGUGGCUACACGAUAGUCAUCGCACUGAUGUUAAUUACAAGAUGCGUCGACGCCAAGUCACGUCCGAAUCUGUUCGAGAAGAUCGUGCUCUCGCUGGGGACACUAUUGUUUUUUGCUGCAGGUGGGCUGGUGUUCGCUUCCAUCGAUCAGGUCCAUCCGGAUCUGCACGAUAACGCCAUCAUCCUCGGUUGCCUCUCGUUUCUGGUGGCCAUACUGUUCGUUAUCGAUCUGGCCGAUCCGCUGGCACGCAUGACGGCCCACAUGACGCAGACGGACACUUCGAGCCUUCCCCGUGGCACCGAUGUGACCGAUCGGGCAUCGAUCAAGAAGGACGUAGCGACCGACACCGAGCAGGCACCGAUUUUCGUCGUCUCCAAGGCAGGCGAAACGGAAAAUCAGCAACCUCCACAUGCGAACCACCAUCAGCCUCAUCAUCAUCAUCAUCAUCAAUCACCGCACGGACGACCUUCGAUGGUCGACGAGUAUCGAGAUGAGCGGACACACCUGAACCGCAGUGCCGAGUCAAUCGUCGAGCGCAAAGUGUAUCCCUCGGCCCAAGUGCCCGUGUUUGCGCAUGUCCGGGCACCGGAAGAGAGCCGUCGGAUAGCGGGUAAGGAGAUCCAGUAUCUUCCACGGACCACGGACUAUCGGGAUCGGCGAGCGUAUCGUGACGCAGGACCGGGGGCGCACACGGCCUCCAAUCGUCAUUCCACCGCACCGCACCAUCAACAGCCCUCCGGUGGGCCCGGUUAUCACGAUAAUGAUUCGUUCGUCGAGGAUAUACUCCCUUCACGGCGCAGCACCUACGUACCGGCGGAUAAGUUCGAUCAGGAGGCGAUGCAGAUGAGUGCAGCGGGUGCAGGCGGGCACAAUCCGGCCACAAUGCGGUCCCGGCCACCACCGCCCGCCAAACCGAUGAGCAUCAUUCGGACGAACUUGAGCCGCUCGAACCAGAGCUCACCGACGGAUUCGAACUGUAGCGGGUGUCGGUGUUCGCAGCGUAGCACCAGCACCCGGAGGAUCGAGGACGGGCCGGGCGAUGAGUUUGAUACACCGAUACGGCCCGGGUUUGUGGCGAACGCGGCCAAAAAGUGGGAUGAUCGGGCGCGGAGUAAAAGCCAACCGAUAAUCGGACUCAACACGAUGGUGUGAUGGAUGGAUGGUGCGCGCGCACGUGCCCGCAGGUUUGGUUCAUGAGUUUCAGUUCUUUCAAGUAUUGUGCGUUAAG
Molecule: messenger RNA, 1908 nt
Organism: Anopheles aquasalis
Lineage: Eukaryota; Metazoa; Arthropoda; Insecta; Diptera; Culicidae
Product: voltage-dependent P/Q-type calcium channel subunit alpha-1A
Source: RefSeq, a predicted model, not a curated record